GAGAUCCAGUCUCUGCUUAAAGAGUUAGGUUUAAACCCAAGCUUCCUGCUCUAAAAUCAUAAACAGAUAGAGAGAGAUUGACAAAAUGAAGGUGGAGCUGGUGGUGGUGGUGGUGGUUGCUGCGGCGGCGCUGCUUACCGGAGAAGCUGUGUGGCUGGAAUUGCCGAGUGCGGGGACCAAGUGUGUGUCGGAGGAUAUCCAAAGUAAGGUAGUGGUUUUAGCGGAUUACUACGUAAUCGGCAACGAGGAACACGCCACCGCUAAUGUCGCCCCCACCAUCUCCGUCAAGGUGACAUCGCCAUAUGGAAACAAUCUCCACCAUGAAGAGAACGCCACACACGGCCAGUUUGCCUUUACGACAGCUGAGGCUGGCGACUACUUGGCGUGCUUCUGGAUGGCGACGCAUCCCCCGGGGGGUAAGGGUGCAACUAUAGGUCUUGACUGGAAAACGGGAAUUGCUGCCAAGGAUUGGGAUUCAGUUGCAAAGAAAGAGAAAAUACAAGGUCUUGAACUUGAGUUGAUGAAGCUCGAAGAAAUGGUGCAAGCCAUCCACGCAAAUUUACUUUAUAUGAAAGCUAGGGAAGCAGAGAUGAGGGAGGUGAGUGAGAAAACCAAUGGGAGAGUGGCUCGGUUUAGUAUAUUUUCCCUUGGUGUCUGCAUCUUUGUUUCACUUGUGCAAAUAUGGCAUUUGAAGCGCUUUUUCCACAAGAAAAAACUCAUCUAAACUUUCAGUUUUUACCUUUACAAAUAGAGAACAUCAAAGGUAGGCCCUUUUUGUACCAUUACAAAUAUAUAUAUGUAUUUUCUCUAAUAACAUCUUUUGAUUGGAUUCGGGUGAGUGAUAAUAAAUUUGUACUUUACUAAACAAAAA
Messenger RNA from Ipomoea nil (Japanese morning glory), 871 nucleotides. RefSeq names its product transmembrane emp24 domain-containing protein p24delta3-like. The record is from RefSeq and is a predicted model, not a curated record. Lineage: Eukaryota; Viridiplantae; Streptophyta; Magnoliopsida; Solanales; Convolvulaceae. The coding region runs from base 86 to 724 and encodes 212 amino acids. Gene Ontology annotation, biological process: intracellular protein transport; Golgi organization; endoplasmic reticulum to Golgi vesicle-mediated transport. The transcript is spliced from 4 exons. Gene Ontology annotation, cellular component: endoplasmic reticulum-Golgi intermediate compartment; Golgi apparatus; endoplasmic reticulum.